CGAAGAAGAAGAAACCCUCCAGCAGAAAGGAAAACAAGUAACACGCGUAUCAUUUCAACUCAAAUGAACAAUUAUGUUCUGACUUGUAUACGCGGUUGUGUGACCGCCUGUGAUAAACAGUUUACUGAACUUGUAUCGCAGUAGCAUACAUUGCAUAUUGUAUUAUUUCGACGGCCGUUUUUGACAAUUCAGGACCAGAGAUGCAUAAAAACAAAUGUGUUGUGUCGGCGGGCCGUGCAGUCCUGGAGAUGAUGCAGUACGACUGGGAACCUCUUUCACAUUGUGAGCUGGACCAACGUCUGGAUAAAGCAGUCGAGGAGAUACUAGAGGCCGAGUUGAUGUCUCAAGCCCAAGCUCAAACCCAGGCCCAGCCCAGCCCCCUGAUCUUGCAAGUUGCCCAGGUGGAGGAACCUGCGUGGAGUCUUCAGGUACACGCACAAGAUGCGGCACCUUCUCAAGUGGUAUUUCAUUUGUCAGAUGCUAUUGCCAUUUUGCCUGAUCCCGACCACGAGAUACAGAGACAGUCCGCAGAGAAAGCAGAGGAAAAUCCAGCAGUUCAGCGCAUCAUUGAGCUCCUGAAGAACGCCAGCAGCUAUAAUCGCAGACGACUUGCAGGGAGAGCGCGCUUGUCACUGUCCCACACCGUCCUCCUCUCUCUCACGCUGCUAUCCAAGCGUCGCAGUUAUCGGUCUGUGUCUACCAGUUUCCGCCUGGAGAAAGGCAACAUCCAUCGCAUAUUCUCAUCCUUCUGCCAACGCCUCAAUGCUCUCGAAGAACAACAGAUACGCUGGCCAGAUGGGCAAGAGAUAACUGAUAAUCUGCUGCCCUUCUCAAGUCUGCUGGGGAUGCACGACGCCGAGGAGCAAAGUGUCCUCCCGAAGGUGUUAGGAGUUCUCGGUCACACGCGUAUCCCCAUUCGGCUGCCCAUUCCCAAACAGGACUUGGAGAACGAAGAACUGGACCUCAGUCACCUGACCAAGGAGGCCCAUCCGGACUCUUGGCUGAACCUGGAGCUGGCAUGUGACAGCCAGGGACGCUUCAUCCACUGCCACAUCAGCCGAGGCUCAGAGCAAGGGUGGGCAGGGGACCUAAGCAGUAAGAUCAAGAGGAACCCCGGCAUGGUGCCACCAGGCUGCUGCCUGGUUGCAGGCUCUGGAUACCCCUUGACAGAAGAGAUCCUCACCCCUUACCCAGCAGGCCAAGGAGGAGGACCCAGGGAGAACCUCUUCAAUAGAACACUGGAGAGUCAUUUGUGUCGACUAGACCAGGCAGUGGAAGACCUGAAGAUGAAAUUUCAAAGACUCAAGUACCUCGACAUUGGGAACUUUGAAAAAGCUAAAGAGGUGGUGUUAAGCGCUUGCAUUUUGCGCAAUGUGUUUUUGGACAUGGGGGACCUUGGCAGCAGAGGCCAGCCAGGGAGAGGCGGACAGAGAGAACUGGAGCGAGAAGGGGACAACGGUGAGGGGGGCUUGAAAUGGAGAGAUACCGUUGCUCAACAGUUGUACAGUGCCUUGGACUCGUAAAGCAUGUGAAGGGAGUCUGAACUCCCUGCAAUGAUUGUAGCCUUGUUUGUUUCUGCCUUUUUUUUUAAAGAAUACCCAAGCCCAAUAUCACUUUUUAAAUAUUAAUUCCUGUGAGUGACAACUGACAAUACCUCAUUUCAGAGUUGUUUGGUUAAUGGUGCUGGGGUGAUGGUUUAAGAAUUCAAGCAGCUGAUAACCACUGCAUCCUGUUUUGUUUUUGUUUUGAUCACAGUUCAUGCCCAAAAAUACCCAGACUCAGUUUUCAAGAAAUAAAUGUAUUUAUUUUUUUAUGAACAAUGGGGGUCUUUGAUUAAUAUACAAACACUUGUGUGCAAGACUCUGUGACCCAUGGAACUCCUUAAAAAAACAUCAGAUAGCCCAUCAGAGAGACCCAGUGGAAUACACAUAGUUUCAGCUUCAUUAAUGUAUACUAAUACUUACAACACUGUAUACAUGGGUUCACCGUUAGUAAACAAUGUGUGCACCCCUGACCGUGCACUGUUCAACCUCUGAGUGUUGGAAACUGCUGUCGGUCAAAAAAAAUGAGUUCACAUGGUUGGCUGUUAAGCAUCUUGCCCAUCCUCACAAUGUUUGUAAACGAAAAACCUAUGUAUACAGAUACAUGACAAGUAAAGUAUGUAUAAUCUCACUGUCAAUCUGUCUGCAGCUUUUGACAUGUGAUAUCCUGAAAUAUUACCUAUAAAAAGCCAAAAGUAAAGCA
This is a messenger RNA of Engraulis encrasicolus (European anchovy), 2244 nucleotides long. RefSeq lists its product as uncharacterized. The transcript has 4 exons. NCBI's taxonomy places the organism in Eukaryota, Metazoa, Chordata, Actinopteri, Clupeiformes, Engraulidae. The record is from RefSeq and is a predicted model, not a curated record. Bases 201 to 1523 code for a protein of 440 amino acids.